UGUUAAAUAUUUUCUUCUUUUUUCUAGUUCGUUCUGAUUGUCGGGAACUCGCAUCUUCGUGCUGUCGUUGAUGCCAUCGUGCCGAUGCCAGAGGGCUGCCUGUCCUUUGCCAUCAGUGCGACUCCCGGAGGUUCUGCCCGUGACCUUCGGAUGCAGCUGGCGGCUAUGACGGCUAAGCACCUACCCAAAGAGCCCGCUUUGGUGUGUGUCAUGGCGCCGUGCAACAACCUCACGGCCAGCAGGACGGUUGACGAGGCUGCAGAGGAGUUUGGCCAACUCCUCAGGUAUGUCUGCGGCCGCUGGCCAAAGGUGUGUGUCGUGGAUUUCCCACCUCGCCUUGCUGGCAGCGUGGAAAUUCAGACCCUCCUUCGCCAGGAGUACCACCGUGUGUCAGCCCGCUUUCAGGUCAACUUUGUCCAGAUAGCCGACCACUUUCCCCGACACCGACGAGAGCUGUGGUGCAGGGAUGGCAUCCACCUGAGUGAUGACGCUGGGAUGGGAAUCCUUGUUCAGUUGCUGUGGCAGGCUUGCUACACGCAGCUAGAGGUCUCUUCCCCCGCUUCCUCUGUGGCGGCGCCCCGCCCUCGCACAUCCACCAGAAGGGUCUCGCCAAGAGUGGUUGUGACGGGACCGCUGCCCGUGCCACGACCACCCCCUCCUGAGUGGAUUCCCAUUGUGCGGGGCAGAAAGAACCAGCCUAGGGACUCGGCCUCCCCUGUGGGUCCCAAGGGGCGCCUGGUUCAACGGGAGGUGGAGACCGUCUUCUCCAUCCCCCUGUCGCCCGUCCUCUUCAGCCCUGCUAUGCUGGUCGAGAUGGAUGCGAGGUUUCCAUUUGGCCUGACCAGCUCUGUGGAGGACGUGGCCACCUUUCCUUCGGGAAAGAAGACGUCUCGGGCGAGGCGUCGCAAGGCUGCUUCCUCAAAGAAACGCCAGCCCAAGCGGCAGGUGGGGGCAGCGCCUGUGGUUGUGGAGGUGAGACCCGGCUCACCAUCCAGCUUCGUGCCUGCAGUGGAGAAGGACCAGGCGGAGGCAGUUGUGGUAGAGGUGACACCAGGAUCGUCCCCUACCAGCGUGGCCAUCCUGGAUUCGUUCCUGGAGGACCAGGCGGAGGCAGUUGUGGUGGAGGUGACACCAGGAACGUCCCCUACCAGCGUCGUCAUCCUGGAUACUUUCCUGGAGGACGAGUCCGGAGAUGUGGAAGUGACUCCAGGAACGUCACUUGCCAGUUCCAGGGACCAAAUGCAGAUGUUGAUGGAUGAGGCCAUGGACAUCAGCCCUCCUGUGACCCCGCCGCUGCCGCCUCUGACCUGUCCUCUUCUGACCUGUCAGCCUUCUUCUUCUGUGACCAGUCAGCCUUCUCUUCUCAGCCCUCCACCAGCUGUCCAAGAGGAGAGAGCUUCUGACAAAGAUAAGUCUUGUGCACAUGUUGUACCCGUCGGUAUUCCUUCUGUCGUUAGGGGUAGUUUUCAUCAGGGUGAUUUUAGGUUCGAGUAUGCAGGUGUACAGUGUAUGGCGAUAGCUUUGGUAGCUUUAGCUAAGCACUCGGUGUGUAAUGUGUUUUCAUGGGAUCAGAGGCAGUUAGAUUUGGUUUUGAAUCUUGGGGAUGCACUGUACACAGAUAGGCGGAAUCGGGGCUUGACUCAUGGGCGUGACUUGUUAAUUGCUUCAGACCUGCCACGUGAGUCAGUUAUAGAUGGGCAGCAGUUUAGCUUUUCUUUCAGUCAGCCAGUUAAUGGGGCUGCAAAUGUUGUUGAGCAUGAGUUUAUUGAGGUGGGCGCGUGGGUAACCUUAGAUGGUGCUUUAGAGCAAAUGUUGGCACAGUACAACACAUGUCUUAUGACACUCUGUGGUGCUGCUUGUGCCGUUAUUAAAGACAAUGGGCGGUAUGCUGUGGUGGACUCUCACUCGCGUAGUGCUGAAGGGUUGGUAGAUCCUGAUGGUAAAAGUGUGGUUAUGUAUUUUAGUCAUAUUGAUGAGCUGUAUAGUUUUUUUUGCACAUUGGCUGCAUGCUUUGGUGAUGACUCAGAGGAGUCUUUCAAAGGGUUUGAAUUGACUGGUGUUGAUGUUGUUGUUGCAGCUGAUUGUGUGAGGGGCUUAAAGUGCCAAGAGGCCGCAGAGGUUUCUUCUUCUGUACUCCCUGAUAAAAACCCAAAGCAGGACAUUGAAGUUGUUUCUGAUAGUGUGAGGGGCUUAAAGUGCCAAGAGGCCGCAGAAGUUUCUUCUUCUGUACUCCCUGACAAAAACACAAACCAGGACAGUGAAGUUGUGUUAGAUGUGCUCUUUACCAGUGUUCAAGACAAUGCCCUGUCCUUCAACCCCCUCAAUGAAUGUGUUUGUAAAGAUUUAUGUAAACACAUUAAGGCUGAGUUUCAGAAGCCCAGUGUAGCAGAUCCUAAAACUGUAGGGCCAUUAGGUGCACCAUGUCAAAAUGACAAAAUUGUUGCGGAUGGUAAUUGUUUCUUUCGGGCUGUGUCACAAGCCAUUAGUGGCACACAAAAAUACCAUAGAAAAAUUAGACUUGCAAUUGUGAAACAGCUUGAAAAAAAUCCUUCUAAAUACAACACCCUAUUGCGCGAUGGCCACUCGUCUGUGGACCAAUAUAUCAGUGUGUCAAACAUGCGUAAAGUUGGCACAUGGGCCACAGAAGUAGAAAUCCAUGCGGCCGCAGAUUAUUUAGGCGUCGACAUUUAUACAUUUUAUGAUGGACACUGGCUUAAAUAUGGUUGUACUACCAAGCCUGUAUCAAACAAUGGCAUCUACCUAGAGAAUAUCAACAAUUGUCAUUAUGAAAAUGUCAUUUGUGUCAAAAUGCCAAGUGCUAAUGAUUGUUAUGAAUGCUGCCGAGUCUAUCGAUUAUCAAUGGAGAGCUACAAUAUUAGGUCUAAAAAGGUAGCUCCCAAAUCACAGGUUAAUGUAGAUGAUCAAAUUCAUAUAAAAUCUAAAUUAUCAAAGUAUAUGCAAAAGAAAAAAAUAAAGCAUUUAAAAAGCAACUACAACACACAUCAUGAGACGAUCAAGGAAAAACAGCGGACACAUUAUAGACACCCACAUGUUAGAGAUGCCUUACAAAAAAGAGUUAAACAAAAAUAUAGAGAUGAUUUGGAGUAUAGAAAGAAAAAAAGGGCAGCAAUUAAUGUAGCAAAUAAACAGAAAUACAGAACCAGCAUGGAGUUUAGAGAACAUCUUAAAUCAACAUAUAAACCUGACAGCAUCCACAAAUAUAGAGUUAAUGUAAAUCAUCAAAAUAAACUUAAAGCUGACAGCAUCCACAAAUAUAGAGUUAAUCUAGAUCAUCAAAAUAAACUUAAAGCUGCUGGUAUCACGAAAUAUAAAGUUAAUAUAAAUUAUCAAAAUAAACUUAAAGCUGCCAGCAUCCAGAAAUACAAAGUUAAUAUAAAGCAUAAACAUAAUGUAAAGGCAGCCAGUAAACGUAAGUACAAAGCAAAUCCUCAACAUCAACAAAAAGUAAAAGCAUUUGGCAAACAAAAAUAUAAUAAUGAACAAUUUAAAAACAAAACUCGGGCAGCAUUCAGGAACAACCAAAAGCAAUUGAAACAAAAACGGGAAAAAUUCACUUAUGUUUGGGAACAAUUUUUAAAGGAAGAUCAAGAUGGUCCAGAGUACGUUUGCUGCGUGUGUUUAAAGCUAUUAUUUAGAAACCAGGUCUUGCCUUGUAGAAAGGAUGACUUUAUGGUUAAACCGAAAUGCGCGGAUGUAGCCAAUACCUGUAUCUCUGAGGCCUAUUUACAUACAUGUGAUAAUGAUUGUCCAGCUCCGUGCCCGCUCUCUGAUUGUAGAGGUAGUUUAUGGAUCUGCUACACAUGCAACUCUAAACUGUGUAAAGGUCAAAUGCCAUCAGAAUGCUCAGUGAAUAAUUUGCAAUUGGACGAUAUUCCACCUGAGCUCGCCUGCUUGAACACUAUUGAACAGCACAUAGUUGCUCUUAAUAUUAAUUUCAUGCAAGUUUUAGCUUUGCCAAAGGGGGGUCAGCGAGGGAUCCAUGGUCCGGUCACAUGUGUGCCUUCUAGAGUUACCGAGUCAGUGAAGCUAUUGCCGCGUAGUAACAUGGAUGGUUGUCUAUUACCAGUAAAACUUAAACGUAAACUUACAUAUAAAGGACAUUAUGAGUAUCAGUAUGUAGAUACAGAGCGCGUAAGGAGGGCCAUUGCAUUUCUCAAACAAAACAAUCAGUAUUAUUUAGACAUUGAUUUUAAUGAAGAGUGGGUAAAUGAAUUUGUUAGGGAAGAAGAAGCAGCUAUGGAUACGGGUGCAGACAUUAAUGAGCAGGCGGAAGAUUUGGAUGAUGAGCUUCUCCAUGAUAGACAGCGUCAUUGUAUGUAUCAGGAUACAUUUUUCAUGCCGGUUGAUAUUGCUCAGGAAGCUCUUGACCACUAUUUUGAAGGCAUUUUAAAUUUGGCUCCAGCUGAGGGGAAUAGUCCGGUUAGUCUGUUGUCCGAUAAAGACAAUGAGGCUAAAUGCUUUCCAAAGGAAUUUCCAUUUGGUCGUAAUACAUUUCAUAGUCCUCGGCCUGUUCCUUUGACCAUGUGCAGAUAUUUCAUUAACAGGCUGCUGCAUGUGGAUGGUAGAUUUGCUCAAAAUUUUAAGUUUCUUUUCUUGGCAUUGUAUAUGUUAGAAGUUCAACAGGUCGUGUCGAAAGUUUCGAUAGCGUUGCGAAAGGGACAUUCUGGUCAGGCCAAUGCUGCUGCAGGUGAAGGAACUUUAGAAAAUUUGUUACAGUAUGAUAAUGGUUAUCGUUUUAUGCAGCCUAUUAGAGGUACCCCGCCCUUCUGGCAGACUGCACAAAAAGAUUUAUUUGCGUGUAUCCGUCAGCUUGGUAUUCCAACGUGGUUUUGUUCAUUUAGUUCCGCAGAUCUCCGCUGGCCAAGCCUCCUUAAAACGCUCUUAAAGCAGGAAGGUAGUACCCGGCGUGUUGAAGAUUUAGAUUGGGCAGAGAGGUGUGACCUUUUACGUCGUCACCCUGUAACCGCGGCUCGCAUGUUUGACUCCCGUUGGCGGCAUUUUUUACGUAAAGUUAUUCUUUCCCCCGCUCAGCCAAUCGGUAAAGUCAUAGAUUAUUUUUAUCGCGUAGAAUUCCAACAGCGCGGGUCUCCCCACGUCCAUUGUUUAUUUUGGAUUGAAAAUGCUCCAAAGCUUGGAGUAAAUACAGAUGAGGAGGUAGUUCAGUUUGUUGACAAACAUGUUACGUGUGAACUACCCUCUGAUCCGGAUUUACUGGAAAAAGUUACUUCAGUGCAGUAGCAUUCUAAGCGUCACUCAAAAACAUGCAAAAAAAACAACAAAGUUUGUCGUUUUAAUUUUCCACGUCCGGUAUCUGCACGCACGUUUAUCAAACAAAAGGACCCUGAUUCAGAGCCUCUUGUUACAAAAGAGGAAGCGGAGUUUAUUAUGAGUGUGCUGAAGAAUGCUAUUGUUGAUGAAAAUAACCUGUGUCUUAGUGCUGAAGAGUUGUUUGCGUCGUUGGGUUUAUCACAGUUCACAUUUGAACAGGUGUACAGUGUUUUAGAUGGACACACACACAUAGUUUUAAAGAGGGACGUGGCGGAAACUUGGAUCAAUAACUACAACGAGAAAUUAUUAACCUGCUGGAACGCCAAUAUGGACAUCCAGUACGUUGUAGAUGCGUGGGCUUGUGUCGUUUACAUAAUUUCAUAUAUUUCUAAAGCAGAGAGAGACAUGGGUUUAUUGUUAAGUAAUGCACAAAAAGAAGCUUCUAAAGGUAAUGUAAGUGCAAAAGAGGCAUUUAAAAAAUUAGGCAGCGUUUAUCUUCAUAAUCGUGAUGUCUCUGCACAGGAAGCUGUCUACCGCGUGACAAGCAUGCACUUAAAGGAGUUUUCAAGAAAAGUUACAUUUGUACCGACUGGUGAUAAUAUAGUGCGUAUGAGCAAACCAAUUGGCGAAAUAGAUGAUGAAAUGGGGGAAGAUAUUUGGAUGACAAACACCAUUGAUCGUUAUCAAAGUAGACCAAACAACAGCACAUUUAAUGACAUGUGCAUCGCGACAUUCGUAUCCGAAUAUCGCUUGCUCGGGCCGUCGGACAAAUGUAAAAAUCCAAUUCUUUUACAGAACGGAUUAGGUGCAAUUACCAAAAGAACACGGACCAAGCCCGCAGUUGUUAGAUACGCGCGGUUUUCUGAGACUAAAAACACAGAGUUAUUUCAUCAAAGUAUUCUUCAGCUAUUCAUGCCGUAUCGUGUCGACACAGAUCUUAAGCCGCCUCCAUUUGAAACAUUUGAACUUUUUUAUAAAACUGGGGAUGUGUGUUUGAGUGACGGGUCUGUGCAAUUGGUUAAAUCGAUAGUUGAUUCAAAUAGGCGUCGCUUCGAACUUGCAGCUGAGGACUUGGAUGAGGUUCAUGAGCAGAUGGAAUCUGGAGAGAUUCAUGAGGAUGCAUGGGGCUUGCUCUGCCCAGAACAGGAAGUGGAGAGGUUGGAGUCGAGGGAGGAGUUCAGAGAGAUGUUGCAGGCUGUUGGUUCUGAGCAGGAGCAAGAGGCUAUUCCAGACUUGGCUGUAAGAAACGAACAAGUUUGUCACAUAGAGAAAAGAAAUGUGAUGAGUCGUCAAGAGGGUCUUUUACUUGUGAAAACUCUGAAUGAGCAACAGCUGUCCAUUUUUUACAAAAUACGGCAAUGGUGCUUGGAUAAAGUAGCUGGUAACAACCCAGACCCAUUGCAUGUUUUUAUCACAGGUGGAGCAGGCACAGGGAAAAGUCACCUGAUCAGAGCAAUUCAGUACGAGGCGUCGCGUCUAUUUGCUCCUAUUUGCCAUAGUCCGGAUAACGUUAGUGUUUUAUUAACGGCUCCAACAGGGAUAGCAGCAUAUAAUUUACAGGCGGCUACUAUCCACACAACAUUUAGUAUCGGUACUAAUGUUUCCCUCCCCUACACACCACUGGGGGAGGAAAAGAUUAAUACACUGCGCGUUAAAUACAUGGAUUUACAAAUUGUAAUUAUCGAUGAGAUAUCCAUGGUUGAUAAAAAAUUAUUUACUUAUAUUCAUGGGCGAUUGCGUCAAAUUAAACAGUCAGGUGACUUUUCUCCAUUUGGAAAUGUGUCUGUUAUCGCUGUUGGGGAUUUCUAUCAAUUAUCACCGGUCAUGGGUCAAGCUCUGUACAAAGAAAACAUAGGUGUUAAUUUAUUUACAGAUUUAUUCAAAAUUGCGGAGUUAACAAUUGUAGUCAGACAAAAAGAUAACAUGUUUGCAGAGCUAUUAAAUCGGCUUAGAGUCCGCUCAAGGUUGACACCACUGCUUGAUGGAGACAUAGAUAUAUUAAAACAUUGUGAAACAGGCGAAGAUCCCGACGUGUUACACAUUUUCACCAAAAACAGCUUUGUAUCAAAUUAUAAUUUAAAGAUAUUGAAUAGAGUUUGUCCAGAAAAGGUAACAAUCAGUGCGCGUGAUUUUGGCUAUGACAAAAAGACCGGGAAGUUAAUCGAGAUACAAGGCCAUCUCCAUAAAUCCAAACAAGCCAGUUUGGAGGAGUCAUUAAUCCUGGGUGUAAAUGCGCGUGUUAUGCUCUGUAAAAAUGUAGAUUUAGCUGACGGUUUAGUAAAUGGGGUAUGUGGUAUUGUAACACAUAUAGUUGAAAAUCCUCAAAAUAAACAGCCUCCUCUUGCAAUCUAUGUUAAAUUUGACGACGAUCGAGUAGGCGCACAGAGGAGGAGGCAAACACGUUCCCCUGCUCACCUGACUGGUUCUACCCGCAUAGAACCAGAGGAGGAGCAGGCGAAUAAACGAGGGGAAAAGCGGCGUCAGUUUCCUCUUAAACUCGCGUGGGCGUGUACGGUACAUAAAGUACAAGGCGUUACCGUAGAUCAAGCAGUGGUGUCCCUUAAACAAGUAUUCACAGCGGGUCAGGCGUAUGUGGCCCUUAGUCGCGUUAGAAGUUUAGAGGGUCUUGUUGUUCAGGACUUUGAUGAAGAUGCCAUUUAUUGUAACGAUGGCAUUAGAACGGCGCUUCAGAACAUGCCUCCCUUCAUAGUCGAGAGAAUGCCCUGGCACCUACAAGAGGCACAUGUCCUGACAUUCUUUUAUAUGAAUGUUCAUGGUUUAGAGCGGCAUGUGUCUGAUUUGGCUUUAUGCACACAGCACUGGCAGCCUAACUGUAUCGCUGUGGUAGAGACAUGGUUAACUGUAAAUUCAUCUUUUCAAACUAGUCACAUUGAAGGUUAUAACUUCCAUAGUCGUCCCCGUAGUUUAUCUUAUCAGCAGAGUAACCAUCCAGCACUGACUAGUUUACUACACCAACAGCACGGUGGCGUUGGUAUUUACUGUGAAGAAAAGCUUAACUAUGAAAUCACAGUACGAGAUUUUAGUUUAGAAUGUUUAGUGAAUUAUUUUGCAGAGUAUAAAAUUAUAGUUUCUGUUAUUUACCGUCCACCGUCAUACCCCAUGUCUCUAUUUAAGUAUAAUUUGGACAGAUUAUUGAAUUGGCUUGAAUCACAUUGUGCCACUGUGGCAGUGACGGGAGAUUUUAAUGAUGACAUAUUGAAAUCUUCAAAUCUCUGCAAUUUUAUGAUUGAAAAAGGUUAUGUUCAAUAUGUCACAUCUCCCACAACAGAGAGGGGGACAUUAAUCGAUCAUUUAUAUGUGAAAUCUACAGAGUAUGACAUAGAUUCUGUAGUGGUGCCAACGUACUUCAGCGACCAUGAAGGGAUAGUAUUUUCUUUCAAAUGUACAUCUACAUAG
Molecule: messenger RNA, 8706 nt
Organism: Periophthalmus magnuspinnatus
Lineage: Eukaryota; Metazoa; Chordata; Actinopteri; Gobiiformes; Gobiidae
Exons: 14
Biological process (GO): telomere maintenance; DNA repair
Molecular function (GO): DNA helicase activity; ATP hydrolysis activity
Source: RefSeq, a predicted model, not a curated record